UACUGUAAAUUGUUAACUGUGUUGAAAUUAUUUCAGGUGCAGACAAUGAACAAAAAAAUAUAUUACGUAAUAAUUUCUAUUUGCAAUGUAAUUAUUACUCCGGCUUAUCCGUAAUGGAUGACAAGUGGUGUGCGACGUACAUAAAUAUCGAAGACUUAGGAGGUAUUUGCGAUUUGUAGAACAAGGAAAAUAGUUAUUUCUGGUAAAAAUGGGGGCAAAGGAUUCAAAACCCCUGUGUAUAACAUACGAAGAAGCAGCUAAGCGUGUGACAGAAGCAGAGCUGAAAAGACUGAAGGAGGCAUUUAAACGUGUUUCUACCGUAAAUGGAUGCAUAACGAAGCAGUCUUUCGUAAAAGAUGUCUUGGGCGAUGGAGUACCGACUCAGAUAGCAGAGUACAUAUUUUCUGCGUGUGGCGGAACACAGAAAGGAAUCGUUUUUAAGGACCUGCUCUGUGGUCUGGUACUUUUAACUAGAGGAAAAGAUGAUGAGAAAUUGAAGUUUUUAUUCGGGUUGUACUCGAAUGAAUCAGGGAGUCACAUUUCUCGAGAUGACUUCUUGAGAUUGCUUCAAGCGACAGAGAGCAGUUUCAUUCCUGAAGCAGUCACUGGUCUCUUCUCAGAGGCAAAUCGUGUGUCAUACGAAGAAUUCCGGGACUGGCUCUUGUCACGUCGUGAUGCGACCUCAUUGAGCCGUUGGUUGCUGUCGGAGCCGUGUACUGUUACUCUAAGCAAUGAAUUGGAAACACCAACCUUCUACCAAACACUUGCUGGUGUGACUCAUUUGGAAGAGAGUGACAUCAUCGAGCUGGAGAAGCGCUACUGGCUUUUGAAGGGCCAGUCACGCACGGGGAAGCUUGACCUGGACACGCUGGUGCCUCUGGUCAGCCCCCCAGUGCCCUUGUCCGUCUGUGCCGGGGUCUUCGCUGCGUUUGACGAGAACAGGGACAGCCACAUUGACUUCAAGGAAAUGGCGUGCGGUGUAUCUGCUGCGUGCAGGGGCCCUCUCACUGAGAGGCAAAAGUUUUGUUUUAAAGUUUUUGAUGGUGAUAGAGAUGGUGUCCUCACAGAAGAAGAGUUGCAGCACAUGAUUGAUGUUCUAUUAUUUGUACGCCGUGAAAAUAAAUCAUCUAAAGAACUCUCUCUAGAUCCGUACGGUGAAGUUGAUGUGGAAAUGGUCAUGAAAGAUAUCAGGAGACACGCAACAAGUGAGAAAGGGUUGACAACAGAAGAAUAUUUAAUGUGGACUGUGGAAAACCCACUUCCAAUGGAUUUCUUAAAUUUGUUGUUUCAGGUAUGUCACAUUGUUUUGGGGCUACGUCCAGUAUCACGUGAAGAAGAGGGAGAAAUUGUGAAAGGCUGGCUGGAAAGAGAGAAGAGACGUGGUUAUAGGGUGGGACAGUUCUGGUAUCUCAUUGCAAGUGACUGGUGGCGUUCCUGGGAAAAUUAUGUCUCCUAUAAGCCAAGUGGUGAGAGUCCAAACAGCAGCAAUUCAGGAAGUUUGAGGAGAGGUGUCAGUACAGGCCGUUUAUCAGGACGACGAUCAAACCAACAGUUGAUUGAAGAUGCUGUCGAUGCCACCACUGAAGCAACAGAUUCUCUUAAUUCUACAAGGCUGUCCACAACUUCCCUAGCAGCACAAGAAACAUCCAGAUCAUCAAGUGUCGCAUCCAGCCCGAGUCAGUCACCUCGUCAGCCACGAAAGGCGACAAGCUCCUUCGGCGGUUCUCCAUCUCCACCGGGGCCGAUUGACAACACAAACCUUGUGUCAACUCCGGCCUACAAGGUGGCCACACCGCUGACUGGAGAGGGUGGAAAGCUAAAAAGGAGUCCCGAACUUGUGCACCCACGUGAUUUUGAACUUGUUCCAGACUCUUUGUGGAAGGCCCUUUCACAGUGGUAUGGAGGCUCACCACCACUUCCAAGACAGGUGAUUCUUCCAAAGAAUGGUGAGAAAGAGGAACUGGAGCUGUUUCCACUAAACCUUAGGCUGUUACGGCACCAGUCGCCACCGGCAAGAGCCCCACAGGCUUCCUGGUCUGGCAUGGUUGGGGGCUAUGGUGCUGCUGCCCUCAGUUCCACAGGUUAUGCCUAUGUUUCCAAUUUCCCCACACCACCUAAGCGACAAUUAGCAUAUGUGGCAGCGUUCAGCCGUAUGGCUACGAUCAAGCAAGUCUACGACUUCUUGUGUGCUCGUCUCAGGAUAAGACCAGAGGACAUGAGGUUAUGGCAUUAUAGGGAUGAGAACAACAUGCUUCUUAUUGAGGAUGAAGAACCUACUUUGGAGGAUUUGGGUAUAAUGGAUGAAGACCAGCUUUUGAUUGAAGUCAGGAACAAAGACCUUACUUGGCCUGAAGAAAUGGGAUCACUGGCAAAUCAUUUACAGGACAAGCGUAAACCAUCUGUCCCAGCUGAAAGAGGAGCGACUGGUCUCAACAACUUGGGUAAUACAUGCUUCAUGAAUGCAGCAUUGCAGUGUGUGAGCAACACGAGGGCUCUCACUCAAUAUUUCACAAGUAACAUGCACCUCUAUGAACUUAACAGAGCAAAUCCGCUAGGGAUGAAGGGUCAUAUUGCUAAGAGAUAUGGGGAUUUGAUCCAUGACAUAUGGAGUGGAACCGCAAAAACGAUAGCACCUCUGAAGCUCAGGUGGACAAUAGGAAAGUAUGCACCACGUUUCAAUGGUUUUCAGCAGCAUGAUUCACAAGAGCUGUUGGCCUUUCUUCUCGAUGGGUUACAUGAAGAUCUUAAUAGGGUGCAUGAUAGACCUUAUGUAGAGCUCAAAGACAGUGAUGGAAGACCUGAUGUCAUAGUGGCACAAGAGGCCUGGGAAAAUCAUAUUCUUCGGAACAAGUCGAUUAUAGUGGACCUGUUUCAUGGCCAACUCAAGUCUAAAGUGACAUGUAAAGUGUGUGGCCAUGAGAGUGUGAGGUUUGAUCCAUUUAACUACCUCUCAUUACCACUGCCUAUGGAGAGCUACAUCCAUGUGCAGGUUAUUGUAAUGCGAUUGGAUGGAUCUGUUCCUGUAAAAUAUGGCCUAAGAUUGAACAUGGAUGAGAAAUACAGCAGCAUAAAGGCAGCAUUGUCACCGUUGUGUGGCAUACCAGCUCACUUAUUAAGACUGGCAGAAGUAACCGCUGCCCAAAUAAAGACUGUACCACCAGAUGAUCAAAAGAUAAAAACUUUGGUCGGUGGUUGCCUCUAUGCUUAUGAGCUUCCUGAGAUUGGUUCAUUAUUUGGAGAGGAAGAAAGACUUUCGAUUUGCUCACAACGCUCUAACAGAGAUGGACAAACAUUUGUCGCAAUCCAGCGGUCUGUACAACCACGCCCACCACCACUGGGUUCAGGUGGUGUUACAAGCAGCCCAGUGCUUCGGGCCAGUGUGGAAUGUGAUCCGCACUCUCUUACAUGUAAUAAUAGACCAGUUGUAGACGACGGCAGUUCAAGCAAUCCGAAUCCAAACGCGGAGCAACUCCAGGCUGGCUCAUCAUCCCAUCGGCUGAGUGGAAGCAGUGGGAGCAAUGGCAGCCUGCCACCGGAGGAGAUAGCUGCGAUAGCUGCGCGCCAGUCGAGCGGGCACAGCAGUGCCAGCUCCGGCAGCCUGGCUGGCCUCAGUGACACAGACGUCUGCAGCCCGCAGGGCUUUAUCGUCGCACUCCAUCGAAAAAUGAUUCGACAAGAUGUAUAUUUCCUGUCAUCGCAAAAGACAAAACCCAGCCUCUUCGGGUUACCAAUAAUUGUACCGUGUUCAGAAACAACAACUCACCAAGACCUCUACCACGCUGUUUUGGUGCAGGUUGCACGGCUUGUUUCACCGCUACCACCAUCUGAGACAGCGGCACCAAACCAUGCUCAAGACUGUGACGACAGCCUAGGUUAUGAAUUCCCAUUCGUACUGAAAGCAGUUCAGCGAGAUGGUAUGCAGUGUGCUCUGUGCCCGUGGUACAGAUUUUGCCGCGGCUGUCGCAUACCUUGCUCUGAAGCUGAAUUCAACUUCAGAUGUACACACCUAGCCAUUGAUUGGGAUCCAACAGCUCUACACCUGCGUUAUCAGACAUCCCAGGAAAGGGUUUUUGUGGAACAUGAAAGUGUUCCAUUGACACGGCAACAACAGUCAGAGCCAAUUGAUCUGGAUUUUUGCUUGGAGGCCUUUACAAAAGAAGAGCAUCUUGGGGAAGAUGAAAAGUAUUAUUGCUCAAAAUGUGGCCAACAUCAGUUGGCAAGCAAAAAGCUUCAAAUAUGGAGGCUACCUCCAAUACUGAUUGUUCAUCUGAAAAGGUUCCAGUUUGUUAAUGGAAAGUGGGUAAAGUCCCAGAAGGUUGUGAAUUUUCCAUUCAGGAAUUUUGAUCCAACAGCCUACCUUGCUUCGGUACCUAAACAGACGGUCAUCAGACACAAAGAACUAAAGGGGGAAUAUGCUGAAAAGGAGCAAAACUCCGAAAAGGAUGACAGUAACAUCGAAUCCAACAUUAUGUCACUGACUGAUGAAUCUGAAGUGCAAAAUCAUGGUGAUAUACUAUCACAUUUAAUUCAGAACCAUAGGGAGAUAGUUGACAACAAUUUAAAUAUAUCAAAACCGAGAUUAGAGGCUGAACUAAAUACUCAUAACAGUGCCAGAGGAAAUGGACACAUUCCCAAUGGUGAUCUGACGCUACCAUUGAAUUCACGUGAAAGACUGGUGUCGACGUCACUCGUCAAAACUCCUGUGGUAGAUUGUGCCCUACAAGAUUUCCACCAACAUCGGCUUACUGACGGCAGCGACCCAUUUGAUUUGAAGUACAAUUUGUAUGCUGUAGUGUCACAUUCAGGCAUCCUAGGAGGUGGCCAUUAUGUGUCAUAUGCGUGCAAUCCAAAUGGACGGUGGUACUGCUACAAUGACAGCAGUUGUAAGGAGGUGAGUGAGUCUCAAAUGGACACCAGCUCAGCCUAUAUGUUGUUCUACGAGCGAGAGGGGUUGGACCAGCAGCAGUACAUGCCUAGUGUUGUCGGCAAGGCACCCGACACACGUGAUCUCGAUGAUGAGUUCGAUUCGGAUCUUAAGAAACUCUGCUGCCUCAUGUGAGUCAGUGAGGUUUUGCCCUGUGACAUAUCUCAUUGGUCUCGUGUGAAUAUUUAUCUUCUCAUAACUGUGGUAAAAGCUAAAGUAUUGUAAAUUAUUUGUUAUUUUUUGUGUGUUGUGUAAAUGUAUGGUGAAAUGUGUCACUCGAAUGCAUGCAAAAUGUGUUAAAAGUGAGUGCCAUGCGAAGAUUGCUUUUAUUGUAAAUUGUUGAUCAGUGUGAAUAAGUUGCUCUUCUGUUUCAUUCAAAGUAUUUAUAGACUUUUGUAGUCUUAAUAUAAGGCAAUUUUUGCCCCCUUUAAAAUCAAAAGAAGUUAAUGCAGAGAAGACAGAUGUAUCAUACAAAGAAAAUUCAUACCUGAUGACACUUUUGUGCUUUGUAAUCAAUGUCAAUCUAUCUGCUUUAAAGAAUGUUUAUAUGUAUUUUUGUACACUAAUAUACCCAAUACCAUUAUGCCAUAUCUGUUCAUAGUACUCAAUCAUCUCAGGUUCUUACAACUUAAGCUAUGUAUUUAGUUUAUAGGAAAAAUUAAUUUUGUUUACCAGCUGUCUUCAUAACAGAUGUCAUCUUCAGCAAUAUAUGAUUAGUUUUUCAGUACACAGAAUUGUUUUGCCUUUUGUACCAUACACCUUUUGUUUUAUGUGGUGUUGUACAAGAAACAGUAUAUGUGGCAUAAGACUGAUAGCCCAGUUCAUUUUUAUUAGAUAUAUGUUCCUUGUUGGAGGGUACAUGUGCUGACGUCCCCAAUUCUACAAGUUUAUAUUGCUAAUACCAUUAGAUCAGUGGAAUUAAUAACAUUAUUCCUUGAAAUCCAUUUGCCUGUCUAUAAUGUCUCUAUUUUAUUGACAUCAGUUCUUCAAUUUUGUGCACUUUGCAGUAGAAUCUAAAGAAGAAAGAUGAGAAAAAUCUUACAUUUCUUUAAGGGGUCUAUCAUGCCCAAAAUAUUCUGUGAAGUAUGCAAGCAUAAUGUUAUUAGUAAUGUGUAUAGUGUAUAUUUUGAACAAAACAUUGUUUUAAUAUCAUUCCUGCACUGCAGUUUUUUUGUCAAAGGGUGUUCUUCAUCAAAGUAUUCAGUCAGUUUAUGUGCAUGUGAUGUGGAAGAGCCAUUAAGAAACCAAAGAGGAGAUUAUAUUUUAUAUUUUCUUUCAUGUUUUUAGUUUAUAUAUAAGAUAUUUAAAAUCACCAUGAUUGCAGUAAAUUCUGUACAAAGUAUGUGAUUGCCCUUGUUUAAAUGGGACACAGAUAUUUAACUUUUGUAUGUUGUGUUUCCAUACACACGUUUUAUCAGCAUACCCUGCAUUUUCUUGUGUUAAUAUUAUUUUUGUAAUUUAAAUUAACCUCUUUUCCUCCCUUCACAUGACCGUUUAAGUAAAUUAUAAUUUUCUGUAAGUGUGCAUUGAUUCUGACUUACAAAAGAACAGUACCCAUGUAAUCAAUGUGUGGUAACACUUUCCCGGCAGUUUUGUUAAUUGAAACAUCAAAUAUUACAGUUUUUCAGAAUGAAGUUUGCUUAGCAAGUCAUUCUCCAGGAAUCCAAAUUUUGUCAUUGGUGGAUAAUCAUCUAUUAGUAACCCCUUUCACAGGACCAUCAAUACAGUUAAAGUUCAUAACAAUGAAUAUGUUACUACCCUGUGCUGCAUUGUGUGUUUUCUGGUGCACUUUUAAUAUAUUUUAUUAUGCCUGUACUAUUGUUUUUAGUGCCAUUUCCAUACACAUUUCAUAUUGUUUCUUUUUUAUAGAAAAAUGUCUAAGAAAUUUGAAUAUGAUCAUUAUUUACCUUUCUGCAUAAAAUUUAGUCCUCAGAUUCUUGCUGUUUCUUCUGUAAGACAAACAACUCAUUAUUACCUUUAGUCAGUAGCAUUAUUCUCAGCAGAAUGUAGCUGUAUUUUCCAUUUACCAUGUAGUUAAAGCAACACUAGUCAGUAAAUGUUAUUAUGAACAUAUUAAAUUCACAAAAACUACAUUAUUUCCGUACCUUGUGAUCCCUUUCAGAAGUCUGAAGAAAUAAAUUGUGUGUUAUUCUUUUAAUUAUGUAUGGAAAAAUAUUAAUUUAACAAUUGACAUGUGCAAGUCAUUUAGAUGUCUCAUACAAGUUUAUAAAUGUGUGUUGUAUAUAAAAUUGUUACACAUUUCACUGUUAUGUAAAUGAAAAUGAUAAAAAUAAUAGUAAUAGUUAUAGUAGUACUGCUAAUGUUCUGCCUUUAUAUUGCACACCUGUGUUAGAUAUUGAUGAGAGAUUAUUAAUACAGAAGAUAAAAUGAAGAUAAUAUGUGUGGAUAAAAAUACCAGGGAGCAAUUCAGCCUAAUUGUUGAUUUUUGCAAAAUAUAUAUGAAUUCCAGAGAUUACACUAUUGGUGAUAAUUUAAAAAAAAAUUUUGUUACUGUAAAGAAUACGUUUAUUGCAUCUUUAUACAUAAUUUGUAAAUAUACAGAGAUAUUAUUGUUUUAUCAUAUAUCAGUGUGUGAGCUUUAAUAGAAAAUAAAGUGUUGCCUUAUUGUUUAGUGUGUAGGUGUGGCAGUAUUAUGCCAGCUGUGAAAAUGUAAAUUAGCAGAUGACGAGUGAGUGAGAGUGAGUAUGUCUCCCAUAUUCAUUUUCGUGAAAAAGGUGUAUUUUCGUAGUAAACUAUUACAAGUAUUAUUAAUUGAAUAAAUCGAAUGAAAACUAUAUAAUUUAAAUGUAUGUUUGAUAGUUUUUAAGCUUUAAUGGUGUUUAUGAAAGAAGAUGAAUCAGACAUUAUUUUAUCUGUUGAGAUAGAAAUAAAAAUAUGUAUAGCCACUUUUUGAAUAGAAAUUCAUUCUUUAGUAUGGCUACUUUCAGUGAGCAUUGUUAUCUCCCCUUAGAAUACAUGUAAUAAUGAUUCUGGUGUUGUAUAUUCUGUAGUUUUUAAAGUGCUCCCUUCUGAGUUGUGUUGAACCACUAUAAAUGGUAAGUAACUCGUGUAACAAUUAGGCUGGAUAAUAAAAAUUUAAGAUGAGAGAAGAGCCAGUUGCUACAAAAAUAUUUGGCUUCACUUUUAUGUGAUAAGUGGUCCACCUCCGUAGCAGAGUGGUCAGCCUUACCAAAUGCCAUGCAGAGGACCCAGGAUCAAUUUCCGGUACUGCCAGGGAUGUUUCUUCAGUGGGAGGACUGGAAUGGGAUCGCAGCCUCGUAAUGCGUCAAUGAACUAAGUGACUGAGCAGCAGCAGCAGCUUCUGCUCACAAAAACUAACAAUGGCCGGAAGAGUUUUGUGCUGAUCCCACGCUCCCCGUACCACAUCCAAUUAUGCCACUGGCAGAGGAUGAUGUGGCGGUCGUUCAGUACCGAUGGGCCUGCUAGGGCCUAUGGAUAGAGUUUACAUUAUGUGCUGAAUUAGUGUGAAAAUAAUGCCCAACUUUUUUUUUUUUUUUUUUAACUUAAAUAAUUGUGGCUCACACAAUUAUACGUUUGUUAAUAUCUGCUACUCGUGUUAAUUGAAAUGUCAUCCUGUCUUUCUCAUGGCUGAAAUUUUACAGACUUGAAAAAUGAUCUUUUAAUGUUAUCACACAGAGUGCCACACACUGAAUUUGUUCUGAAAGUAUCUUUGUAGUUUAUGAUCUGUGUGCAUUAAACAAAACUUUGUUUCCCUUUUUUAAUAUUGCUUUCUAUAUUUGAUAUGGGUAAGAUGUUAGACAUUCUGCAUCAAGAAAAAUUAUUGAUUUCCAGGACUUAAUUGUAUAAUACUUUUCAGAUUAAAUAUCUAAUGGUUAUUCUGGCUCUACAGUCCAUUCUCAUGAAACACUGAUUUUGUGUAGUAAAACCUGCAUGUUUUGUGCGGAUGGAUUGAAAAAGGAAGGUGUGGCGACUGGGAAGCUGCAGUAUGAAUAAUUUUGGUAUUAUCAUCAUAAUCAUCAUCAUCAUCAUCAUCUGGUUGGUGCAGUAAAGUCAUAUUGGAUAACUAUGGCAAAUAGCUGACAACUCAGCUUUUGAAGAGAGUAAGGAGCAAACAACUAAGUGGGCAACAGCAUGUUGUUCUUAUGAAGAACAGUAACAGUUCAAUUUAACUGUCAUUGGUAAGCUUGCUGGCCUAGUGUGGGUAGCCCAUCAUCUGCAGUCAUUACAGUUAGCUGAUUAGACUAAAUUAUCCUGACUGUAUGAUGAUUAUCCUGAUGUUAUAAAAAAUAGUCACUAGGAAAAAAGUUCAGUCAUAUUGCAGCUUUUGGGCACCCAUGUCUUCCUUUUUGAAAUAAUCAGAAAAGUUGAUAAUAGCAGUUGCACAGAGGAAUAAAUUCCUAUUCAAAUAACUACUGGCAAUGUUUUUAUUUCUAUCUGUAUAUGAAAAUACAUAGUUCACCAUCCCCAUCAAUGUAUUUACAGAUGUUAUCCUGUAUGCUAUACUCUUUAAUAAAGUAUAUGCCAACUUCAGAAAAUGAAUAUGACCCUGGAAAAGCUUGUUACAUUUUCUUCUGACUGACAGUUACAUUUUGUACAAUGCUUGAUUAUUGUACAGUAGUGCAGCAUUCUAGCAAGAUACAUUCCCUUUAUAAUUCAAAUUUGUUUGUUAAAAAACCCUAAGUAUUGACAAUUAUAAAUGAAAUGUAAAAAAUGUAUGUUGCAUUCCAUAUGCAUGUGUAAGUAUUUUAAAGUGUAUUUUAUACAGUUUGAGUUAUCAUUCAAUAAGAUAUUACUUUCAAAUCUGUGACUGUGCUUGGAUAUAUCCUUAAUAUUUUGUAUCAAGAAAUGUUUUUAAAUGUGCAGGGACGGAAUUGUUUCAAACUUAAAACUAAGAUAUAUUGUGAUAUCAACUAGAAACCUUAAUUCGUGUUUAGCAUCUCCUAGUCUUAUGCUAUAAUAUUUUCUGGAACCUGUCAAUAUAGGGAAUAUAUUCAUCUAUUGGAUUACAGGCAUGAUAUAUUAUUCAAUGAUUUUAUGGCUUUUGUAGAAAGAUUAUAUCAUUUUGAAAUUGUUAAAUCUACUGCAGUCAAAGAAUGAUAAUCCAGAAAUGGAAAUGGUCAUACCUGUAUAUACUAUCUUACUUCCUGUGUUACUUGUUAUCAGAUUUAUGUAUACCUGUUGAUUGAAUAGAAUGCAUAGUAAACAGGAAAUGAUUUGUGCCAUUGUCAGGGAGGAGUAGCUAUGCACCUCCCUUUCAUUACAGUAUUCCUGAAAAUAUUCAGUUAAUAAAAGAUGAAAUAAAAUUGAA
Molecule: messenger RNA, 10214 nt
Organism: Schistocerca serialis cubense
Lineage: Eukaryota; Metazoa; Arthropoda; Insecta; Orthoptera; Acrididae
Gene: Usp32
Product: ubiquitin carboxyl-terminal hydrolase 32
Exons: 30
Coding region: 209-5059 (1616 amino acids)
Biological process (GO): protein deubiquitination
Cellular component (GO): Golgi apparatus
Molecular function (GO): cysteine-type deubiquitinase activity; calcium ion binding
Source: RefSeq, a predicted model, not a curated record